This is a messenger RNA of Musa acuminata AAA Group (dessert banana), 3729 nucleotides long. Its product is annotated as AP-4 complex subunit epsilon. Gene Ontology annotation, cellular component: AP-4 adaptor complex; membrane coat. Gene Ontology annotation, molecular function: cargo adaptor activity. Bases 368 to 3271 code for a protein of 967 amino acids. Lineage: Eukaryota; Viridiplantae; Streptophyta; Magnoliopsida; Zingiberales; Musaceae. The record is from RefSeq and is a predicted model, not a curated record. The transcript has 11 exons. Gene Ontology annotation, biological process: vesicle-mediated transport; intracellular protein transport.
AACCGAGACCAUCAUACACCCAAAGGGUUCCCGGCCCGUUCUCCACUUCUAUUCUCACACCCUAAUUUUCAUCUCUCCUGUCAAGCGAGGAGAACAAACCAGAGAUCGAUCUUUUCUUCCUCCUCCUCUGUGCGUGUCUUCAGAUCUCCAUCUCAACAACGACCUCGAUCCUCGACCUGGAUCUGGAUCUGGAUUCUGCUCUUCCGUAUUUGAUCGGGAGAUCUCAGAAUACGCUGAAUCUUCGCGAUCGAGGUGAAACUGGGAUAACGAAUUCGGGAGUGGGAGAUCUGAAUCUUCCAAGGAGGAGAAGAGGAAGUAGAUCGUCCUAGGGCUUUGGCUUCGUGCGAUUCCGCAUCGGGAAUUGGGGAUGGAGCAGCUGAAGACGAUCGGGCGGGAGCUGGCAAUGGGCUCCCAAGGGGGCGGGUGGACCGGCCAGUCCAAGGAGUUCCUGGACCUGGUGAAGUCGAUUGGGGAGGCGCGCUCCAAGGCGGAAGAGGACCGCAUCAUCCUCCGGGAGAUCGACUCACUCCGCCGCCGCAUCGCCGAACCAGACGUCCCCCGCCGCCGGAUGAAGGAGUACAUCAUCCGCCUCGUCUACGCCGAGAUGCUUGGCCACGAUGCUUCCUUCGGCUAUAUCCAUGCUGUUAAGAUGACCCACGACGACUCCCUCUCCCUCAAGCGCACCGGCUACCUCGCCGUCACCCUCUUCCUCAGCGACGACCAUGACCUUAUCAUCCUCAUAGUCAACACCAUCCAGAAGGACCUCCGUUCCGACAACUACCUCAUCGUUUGCACCGCCCUAACCGCCGCAUGCAAGCUCAUCAACGAGGAGACGAUCCCCGCCGUCCUCCCCCAGGUGGUCGACCUCCUCGCCCACCCCAAAGAGGCCGUCCGCAAGAAGGCUGUUAUGGCCCUCCACCGCUUCUACCAGCGAUCCCCCGCCUCCGUGUCCCACCUCAUCUCCAACUUCAGAAAGAGGCUAUGUGACAAUGAUCCUGGAGUGAUGGGUGCAACACUUUUUCCUCUUUUUGAUCUCAUUACUGCAGAUGUAAACUCAUAUAAGGAUCUGGUUAUCAGUUUUGUUAGCAUUCUUAAGCAAGUAGCUGAAAGAAGGCUUCCGAAGGCCUAUGAUUACCAUCAAAUGCCUGCUCCAUUUAUUCAGAUAAAGCUGCUCAAGAUUCUUGCACUGCUUGGUAGCGGUGAUAAGCAAGCAAGUGGACACAUUUAUAAUGUACUUGGUGACAUAUUUAGGAAAUGUGAAUCAUCGAGCAACAUUGGUAAUGCUGUGCUAUAUGAAUGCAUAUGCUGUGUUUCAUCCAUCUACCCAAAUGCUAAAGUACUAGAUGCUGCUGCAGAAUCUACUUCAAAGUUUCUGAAGAGUGAUAGUCAUAACCUCAAAUAUAUGGGCAUUGAUGCUCUUGGCAGACUUAUUAAAAUAAAUCCAGAUAUUGCUGAAGAACACCAACUGGCUGUUAUUGAUUGCUUAGAGGAUCCUGAUGAUACCUUAAAGCGCAAGACCUUUGAGUUACUAUAUAAAAUGACAAAAUCUACAAAUGUUGAAGUGAUAGUUGACCGUAUGAUUGAUUACAUGAUAAGCAUCAAUGACAAUCACUACAAAACAGAGAUUGCAUCACGUUGUGUUGAGCUUGCUGAACAGUUUGCACCAAGCAACCAAUGGUUUAUCCAGACCAUGAAUAAGGUCUUUGAGCAUGCAGGCGAUCUUUUAAAUGUUAGAGUGGCACAUAAUUUAAUGCGACUAAUUGCUGAAGGAUUUGGAGAGGAUGAUGAAGGUGCUGAUAGCCAGCUGAGAUCCUCAGCAGUGAAUUCUUACUUACGUAUUCUUGGGGAACCAAAGCUUCCAUCUCUAUUUUUGCAGGUCAUAUGCUGGGUUCUUGGGGAAUAUGGAACUGCAGAUGGAAAAUAUUCUGCUUCUUAUAUAAUUGGGAAGCUAUGUGAUGUGACGGAGGCCCAUCUGUGUAAUGAUACAGUCAAGGCAUAUUCAAUAUCAGCUGUCAUGAAAAUUUGUGCAUUUGAAAUUACUGCAGGAAGGAAUGUGGAAAUGUUGCCUGAGUGUCAAAGCCUAAUUGAUGAACUGUCUGCAUCACAUUCGACAGACUUACAGCAACGUGCAUAUGAACUACAAGCCUUGCUAUGCUUAGAUAGUCAAGCUGUUGAAAGUGUCAUGCCACUAGAUGCAAGCUGUGAGGACAUUGAGUUUGAUGGGAACCUCUCAUUCUUGAACAGUUUUGUUCAACAAUCUAUUGAAAAGGGAGCAAGGCCUUACAUUCCUGAGAGCGAACGAUCAGGCACGUUCAGUGUCAGCAAUUAUAAUAGCCAAUACCAGCAUGAAGCUUCGAGCCAUACGCUUAGGUUUGAAGCAUAUGAACUCCCGAAACCCUCACCUACACCUGCUACACCUCAAAUCUCAGUUUCAACACGAACUACUGAUCUUGUUCCAGUGCCUGAGACGACUUACUACUAUACAGAAAAUAACCAGGCUUCUAAGUUACCACCAGUCUCCGAUGCCUCUUCCGCAGAUCAUGGAAUUAAGCUUCACCUCGAUGGUGUUCAGAAGAAGUGGGGUAGGCCUACAUAUUCGUCUUCUUCAUCUAGUACUUCUUCGGAGAAGAAAACAAAUGGAGUUACCCGUAUUGAUGGGGUUAGCUCACAGUCACGAGGUACCUUGUAUGAUUCAAAAGGACAACAGUCUGAAGUUUCAGCUGAAAAGCAAAAGUUAGCAGCUUCACUUUUUGGUGCCUCAGCUGGUAAAACUGAGAAGAAACUGGCAUCCACCCAAAGGGCGCUCAAGGCUACCACAGCAACUGCUGAGAGACCAGGUGUUACUAGAGCUGUCAGUCCUGAGAUUUCCAAACAGAAAGCUGCUUCUUCUCCCCCUCCUGAUCUACUUGAUUUGGGUGAACCAAUCACUACUACCACUCCAACCAUAGAUCCCUUUGAGCAAUUGGAAGGGCUGAUAGGGCCAACACCGGGCCCAUCAACGCUCGAUAACUCUGUUACAACUAGUGAGCAAAAGGCACCUGAUCUGAUGACAUUGUACACAGAUACACCACCAUCAAGCAGCAGUUCCAUCAGUUCGGCUUUGGUAGACAUACAUUCCGCUGAUAAGAACUCGCAAAUGGCUAAAAAUGUGCCAUCAGUAAAGAAAGGCCCAAAUCCACAAGAUUCUUUGCAGAAGGAUGCAACUGCAAGGCAUGUGGGUGUGACUCCGACAGGAAAUAACCCCAACUUGUUCAGGGACUUGCUGGGCUGAAAGGCACAUGGUGUGGUUCCCGCAUUGCAACACUUCACAUGGAUCUUGAUGUGAAUCCCAUGUUUGAUGAUAGGCCUCAAUGACUUUGGCGGAAUCUUUGACAUUCGAGGGAGUGCCCAACUGGUUAUUUGUUUGCUUGCAUCCGUUUGGCCAUACUGGAAAGACGUGCGUUCGAGGGUUGUAGAGAAGAUGUCAUGGGUUUUUAGAUGAGUCCUUGUAUUUAAGAGGCUAAACUUAGGAGUAUAUGUUCUGUAGUGUUGUUGUAUGACUUGGUAGCCAAAUUGUUGGUGCACUUUUUUCUUGUAGAAAGGGACUUCAAUGCACAUGAUAGGGAAGCCAUCAUUGAACCAAUGGUUGGAUGUGUGAGCUUCUUCUCCAUGAGAGCUGUGUUUCUUUUAUUCGCCCCUUUUUCUGUGGAUUCAGCUUCUGUUGAAAUAAACAUUAAAGUUGUCAAUGUA